CGGGCGACUUGUCUUAAGUUUCUGUGUAAUUGUUCAGUUUGUUUAUCCACUGAUGGACCCAGCUCAUGUUUCUCGGCUGAAGGAAGAGCAAGAGCGUUCACUGGAGGAGACGUUGGUUAGAAUUAAGAAAUGGGAGAAGUUUGAUGACGACUACACAGCACUGCAGGACAGGCUUAGGACAUUGCCCGACAAAGUCUCCCAAAAUAUCAUGGUACCUUUUGGGCCAGUUGCCUUUAUGCCAGGUCAGAUUGUCCACACAAAUGAAAUCAUGGUCCUGCUUGGCGACAACUGGUUUGCCGAGCGAUCAGCCAAGCAGGCUUGUGAAAUAAUCGACAGGAGGAAAGAACAUUUGAACAGCAUGCUGUCAGACCUUGCCAAGCAGCGCCAUCUGCUGGAGUCCAGGCUAGGCUUCACCUCCGAACUCAAGGAUAUGAGCGAGGGAAAGGGUGACCUGGUGGACAUCCGGGAGGAAUAUGACCCUGAGAAGGAGGCCAAGUGGAGAGAAGAACGUAAGAGGAAAAAGAGAUCAGCCGCAGCUGCAAGCAGGGAAAGUAAACCCCAAGAGGACAGUGACCCCUCCGCCCACGAGGCAUCACUGGAGACUCCGCCCAUUCAGAGGGAAGAUCAAGUAGAACAAUCUAGCAUCAUUGAUGGUCCAUUGCAAGGCGAAGAUCCGAAGGAUUCAAGCCCGAAGCCGAGAGUGCAGGGAAGCAAAGGGACUGUGGGCGAAAGAAAUUGGGAGGCAGGGUUGACGGAAGAGGAGAUUUGGAUGGGCGGGGUCAGGGGGGUGAUGUCAGAAGAGGAAUUGUGGGCGCGGCUGGAUGAGCUGGAACGGCAAGAGGAGGUGUUGGACGAGUUAGCGCUGAUGUCUGAUGGUGAAGUAGAACCAACGGAUGAAGACAACAACGAACGUCAUGCCAGUAAUAAUGAAGGAAGGCACGUCAGAUGGAGCGACGAACAGAACUCUGAUAACGGGAAUGAUGACAGUGACCCCCAAGUCAAAGCAGCAACGAUCACGUUCAAGCACACUGAACAAGCCAGUAAUGAUGACAAGAUCUCCCUGAAAUCAUCUACCUCAGGUAUUAACCCCACUGAAAUUCCAACAGCUGCAGUGAGCCCAGCUGACAUCUACAACCAGUAUGUGUCACUACCAGCUCAGAGCCCAGAGGGAGCAACUCCAAUUACCGAAAUCGCCCCUGAUAACCACAGUCAGCCUCUGAAAUCUAUUCUCAAGCACAAUCCUAAAUCCCAUCUAGUAAGCGGAGUGAAGGGCGGAGAAGGGAUGCAAAGAAAGGCGGCCAAAAAUCCAGUCAUUCUGCCUUCACCACUCUCGGCAUUUUCAGGUCAGGUGACUGAACGAGCCGACGCAUCGGCCAAUCAAAACGCAGCUGUAGUGGUUCCACCAGAGAGUCCGGAAACAAAAUCUGCCCAGCCGAAGAGGGUGUCUCGGUUUAAGGCAGCUAGACAGCAGCAGAGGUGACAGGCCAAGGAUGGAAGGUAGAGAAGCAUGCGACAGUGUCAUCUGUAAUUGCAGUAAUGAGGAUUCCUAUGUUACGAGAAGGCACUGUGUGAGUGGCUAACUCGGCACAGCCAUGUGACAAGGGUCAUGUGAUACCAAUCCCAGAGAGUCACAAGUCGACAGGGCCACACUGGAAAUCAAUGGAAACUGUUCACGUUUCAACCCACAAAAUAUUGCUGCGUCCAAUACAACUACACAGAAACUUCCGUGCACAAGUUCCCCAUCAACGGCCAGAAAAGGAGAGUUGGGGAUGACCGAGAUUGGUUCCCGAUCCAUCCACUGCGUAUUUCGAAUGUAUCUAAAGUUAGUGGAGGCGGGGAGUAGUCUCGGAGACUAUCGCAAGUUGAAUUUGAACGUCUUCGCACGCCGACGCCGCCUGACGCUCACGCGAAGAUGCAGUGGCUAAUAGCUUUUGCACAUUCAGGAAAUCUUUGCGCGCUAACAAGUAUGGUGCAGUACACUUCUGUGUGUCCCGUCAACGUAGCUCUC
Molecule: messenger RNA, 2008 nt
Organism: Patiria miniata (bat star)
Lineage: Eukaryota; Metazoa; Echinodermata; Asteroidea; Valvatida; Asterinidae
Gene: uri1
Product: unconventional prefoldin RPB5 interactor-like
Exons: 8
Coding region: 53-1480 (475 amino acids)
Biological process (GO): negative regulation of transcription by RNA polymerase II; negative regulation of phosphatase activity
Molecular function (GO): phosphatase inhibitor activity; chromatin binding; transcription corepressor activity
Source: RefSeq, a predicted model, not a curated record